GUCAUACAAUCAACGAGAUUACAAAAUGUUAGAUGAAAAUUUAUAAUGUUCCUUUAAUUUAAUUUUUACAAGAAAUUUAUUCGGCGUUUAAAAAAUUUUUUGUGUGUACUAAAGAAAAUGGCAUUAGAUAAACAAAAGAUUUUAAGUGAAUUAGGAAGUGUAAUGAAUCAACUACAAAGUGCAGAUUGUGGUUGUAUGGGGAAGUUAUUCAAUAACAGAAAUUCCUAUCCAAACAUGAGUAAUUCAACACCAGGGGCUGGAGAUUAUCGGCAUGGCUGCUGCCGUUGUCCCGGGUAUAACAGAUUCGGUUCAUCGUGUGGCGGGGAUCCUAACUCUGCCAAUGGAAUGCAGAAUAUGAAUCACUGUAUGGGUCGCUGUAAUCCCGCAAAACUUUACUCUGACACUUAUCAAUAUUUAAAUUCAAAUCUAAUGCAACCUGUCGUACAAGAGGUAUAUAAUGAUUUGAAAUCUAUCACGCCGGCUAACACAAUUAUGAAUAACCCCCCACCCGGAAAUGCUUUAAUGCCAUCACAAGGGCAGACUAAUAUGUAUAAUCAAGGUGGAAUUGGAGAUCAGAGCAGAGGUAUGGGAGGUCACAUGGGCGGAAUGGGUGGCCAUAUGUCUGGAACGCCGGCGCCCACACCGGAUAUGGGUUCGAAUAUAGUUAACAUGAUGAUGGGUGGGCACAAACCAAUUGUAAAUGAUACGUCGAUGGGAGGCGGUAACCCUUUAUCGCAACCGAUGGUUAUUGAUGCUCCUCAGUCACCACAUGGAAAGGUUGGAGUUGUCCCUUUGACCAAUCAAAUGAACGCAUACCAAGGCAAUGAUCCAAAAAUGCAUACAAUGAAUAAUCAACAACAGUACAGUAAUCCAGGACAUUUAGUAAACCUAAUGGAAGGUGCAAGUCAGCCUACGAUUUCACCUCCUAUGUACACCAAUCCUCAAGCGAACCAGCCCUCGGUUUCUCCUACGACCUACGCUAAUCCUCCGGCAAGUCAGCCCUCGAAUUCUCCUACGUAUGCCAAUCCUUUACUUACGACUCCAAACGUACAUAGCCAACAUGCCCCCGGUGUAAACAAAUUCAAUCAGAUGUUCCCUGGUGUAAUGCAGAACUUUGGUGGGGACUUAGGUUUUGAUCCUAUGGCAAUAGCCGUACAAAUGAAUCCAGCAAAUCAACAGAGGACUGCGAUUGACACUAUUCAAAAACUAAUGAGCGGUAACACGAGAGGUAUUAAUAGAACAGCAAACGUUUUGAAUCAAGGGCAGCUGCAAAAUGCUGCGCCUGCUGACAUAGCGCAACCUACUGCUCUCGCAAGCCCAGUACAACAAACAAAUAUCCCUACUGAUCACACGACCCUACCGCAAAUGAAUCAACCUGUCUCCCAAAGUCCGGAACAAGUGAAUUAUCAAUACGGUAGUGAAGUACGACCUCAACAGGUGUAUACAACAUUGACUUCGGAUCCUAGUAAACAAAUGGUACAACAGCCACAAUACCAAGAACCGCUCUUGCCUCAACAACCGCAAUAUGUUGCUGAGAAUCCAAGAAGAGCGUUACAAAAUGCAUCAAGGACAGAGUAUGAUUACGAGCCGUAUGGUAUUCCGCAAGAUCCUCACGAAGGUACUGAGCUUCCACCAGUUCCUUCGUCGGUGAAGAUAGAGAAAGUGCCAAUUUUCCCUGUUGACUUGACUCAUACCAGAUCAUAUUCCCCUAUAAAGCGAACAGUCUUUUCGGAUCACAAUCCUUUAAGUAAGCCCCGGCCUCAGUCCCCCGUGAAGCGACUAGCUUAUUCGGAUUAUAAUACUUUAGGUCAACCCAUUCUAAGGGUGUCGGCAAGCAGGUACAUCAAGGAAGAUCCACCCCUUCCCCAGACACUAUCACCACAAGACUCCCCUAAACCAAGAGUAUAUAGUAAUGUGAAAGCUACUGUAAGUAAGACUUCAAUCAUCGGUAAUCGUCGAGUUGGAAAAAAUCCAAGUAAAAAUCAAUUACAGCAUCUUUAUAACCAGUACAAAGGUUCUCAAUCUCUUACGCAUCAAAAUGCGGUAAAUAAUAACGAAGUGGCUUCUUAUUCCGAAGGAAAAUUAAACGUACCUCAUCAACAAGGGGCACGAGCUCAGCCGAUCAAACAAGUUGUUGAAAAAGUGGGCGGAGAUACUUUACAGAAUACAACUAUUGAAUCAAAUAACGUCGUCGCUGGUAAACCAGAACAAUUCGCUGGCCAAUUCGGGGACGUGCUUAACAUCAAAAAAACCACUAAUGAAGAACGCUUGGCACCAUCACCAAGGCAACGGAAGGGUAAUAACGGCUUGCAAGACCAGGUUUAUACGUCGUAUCCAAAGUCUACGGCGUGGUCCUUCCACGGAAAUCCGCGUUUGCCUAUGCCAAUGGGAGCUCGUGCUAGAAAACGAUAUUAAAAAAAAUUGUGCUUUGUGGUUUCUGAAAUUACGUUCCGUUGUUAUUUAAUGUAAUUUAUGGUAUUGAAUUGUAACGUGUUUGUGAAAUUAAAAAUUCGUUGAAGGUUUCAAGUG
Papilio xuthus (Asian swallowtail) is the source of this 2529-nucleotide messenger RNA. RefSeq names its product AT-rich interactive domain-containing protein 1A. The record is from RefSeq and is a predicted model, not a curated record. NCBI's taxonomy places the organism in Eukaryota, Metazoa, Arthropoda, Insecta, Lepidoptera, Papilionidae. Bases 118 to 2415 code for a protein of 765 amino acids. The transcript has 3 exons.